Diatraea saccharalis (sugarcane borer) is the source of this 960-nucleotide messenger RNA. NCBI's taxonomy places the organism in Eukaryota, Metazoa, Arthropoda, Insecta, Lepidoptera, Crambidae. The record is from the annotation of a GenBank genome assembly.
AUGUUGCUGCUACUGAAUGUUUUUGUGUUCGGUUUUGUCGUGGUGUCGGCUCGCGUUGAGUUCUACCGAAAGGAUUACACUUACGUCCAGGAAUAUGAUGCGUUUUACAAACUACAUAGCGAUGGAAAUUUCAGUUCUUGGAACACAGCAUUCUUGACCUGUGAUGAUGAAGUACUAACAGCAUCAGCGGAACGGUUCGCUGUUUUUGGAAAAGACUAUCAGAUACCACAGUAUUUUCUCUACCGCAGAGGACCCCAGACACAGGGAUCCCGAAGUGAAAUUGUGUCUGGUGUCCUCCAGUCCAGACGCGUGGGUAUUCCGAAACGGGUUUUAUUAGGUGCUAAAUUAUUUUAUCCAGAAACCAAAGAAGAGUGGAAAGUAGCUAUGAAAUUUCAAAAACUUAUGCCAUCUGCAUCUACCGGUACUAAUGAAAUAUUUGUGGGAAUUCACGACAAGUUUACAUUAGGUGAAUACGUUAAUAUUAACGGUCAACCAAUAAAUAUAAGUCUAAAAAAUAAGGAUGAAACUUCAGAACAUUGCGUCACUAUGGAUAUAGGUACUGGAGCUUACAAGCUCGGUAAAUGUUAUAUGCAUUCCGGCUUUCGACCAUUUAUUUGCAAGAAAGUUGAAGAUGUCACUUGUCCCACAAUUGAUAAAGGUUACAAAUACGUUAAAGAGACCAAAAAGUGUUACAAGAUAAACACGAAUCCCAAAACAUGGUCGAAAGCUAUGGAGACAUGUUUUAUGGAGGGAGGAUUGUUGGUUGUCAUUGAAAGCUACAAACUUGAAGACGGCGGCUACAAACUUGAAGACGGCGGCUACAAUACUUGGAGAAACAAUGACGAGUUGAAAUAUGAUUGUGGUAAUAUUAUGGACAAUGGUAACAAUAUAUAUUUAGGAGCACAUUCUUGUGACACUGAGAUCAAACCUUUCGUUUGUGAAAUGUCGGUUGAAAAGUAA